GCAGCAGCAGCAGCAGGAGCAGUGUUCAUGUUCCCCCCGUGAUGAUGGCCCGUGUCUGGCUGUGGUCCCAUCGCCCAGUAGCAGGGACGGGCGGCGCCCACACCCGCACUCCGGGCUGUUGAGCGGGGCGCAGCCACGCUGUCGGCAGGCCGCCCAGGCCCGCCCUGAGGACCGCCCGCAGCAGCAGCAACGCCCGCGACGCUGCUUCUGCUGCUGGUGGUUGAGGUGGUGGCGCUGGCUGUUUGUGGCCGCGCCCGCCCACCAGCACCAGCAGGACAUCCCUCAGCAGGCGGCCGCUGCCCACCAGCAGGAGGCGUCCGCCGCGGCGCAACACACGCGUCACAAGUACCUGCUGAAGCGGCCCUACGAAGCCCAUUUUGGGCGCGCCGCCCCAUCCGAAGGCGAGGAGUGCAGGAGCCAGGAUCAGGGCCAGGGCUGGGGCCAGGGCCAGCCCACUAUGGCGCACCUACAGCCCCAGACCUCCCCGCCAGCCCACUGCUUCGUAAAGCGCACUUUCCACAAGCCCGUCUACUGCCACCACUGUACGGACCUCCUCUGGGGCAUCAUCGGCCAGGGCUACACCUGCGAGGUGUGCAACUUCGUGGUUCAUGACAAGUGUAUGAAGACUGUUGUCUCGCCGUGUUCCAGUGUGGCCCCAACACUUAUCAAGACACCUGUCGCUCACUGUUGGUCGGAACCUCUACAUCUGCGACGACGACACUGCAAUGUUUGUCGUAAGAAACUGGACGACACUUGGGCCAUCAAGUGUGAGGUGUGCGAGUACAACGUGCACGUGGAGUGUGAGGACUUCACCGUGCCCAACUGUAAGGACUGUGCCACCUUCGUCCCGGAGAAGACCCUUCCACAGGUGGUCCAGCAGCACCACUGGCGGGAAGGUAACCUACCCCCCAACUCCAAGUGUUUGGUGGACAAGAAGACCUGCUGGACGGGGGAGUGUCUGGCGGGCAUGAGGUGUGAGUGGUGCGGCUACACCGUGCACGCUAUGUGUGCUGACAAGCUGCCGGCUGACUGUACCUUCGGCCUCCUCGAGCCCAUCAUGCUCCCGCCCACUGCAGUGAGUAUCCCGCGGACGGAGGUGCCAAUGGAAGCGAUCAUUGGCGUCCAGACCAGGAGGAAGGACACCCUAUCACCACGCAGCAUAUCAGAAGAGUUCACGAGCGGCGACUACAAGGUGCGGGACACAGAGGAGCCGGCCAGAGACCGCACCAAAGACAGAGAUGAGAAGGACGAAGAGGUGGUAAAGGUGUUUGAUGGGAACAGUUCGCUGCGACGUCGCAUGUUCCGGCUGGUGACGGUGUCGCGAGCGGCGAGCGUGUCGGAGUUCCUGACGGCGGCGAUGCGGGCGUUCCACGUGCCGCAGGAGAACACCAAGACCUACCUGACGGAUGCUUACUCCGCCGAGGAGACCGAGCUCACUGACCCGCUGCCGGUCACCAAGCUCACACGACGAGACGGCAAGAGGCCAGCAGUCUUCCUCAGAUACAGGGAGAAGGACAACGACGAAGGGUGUAUCCGGGUGUACCCGUCACGCCUGGGGGGCGCCGUGGUGAUGGACCAGACGGUGCUGCCCGUCACCUCCGCCACCUGCGUCACAGACAUCAUCGCCCACGCCCUCAACAAGUUCGGUCUCCCUCACAGCAAGCCCGAGGACUACCGCCUCGUCGAGGUCAUGCUUGAUAAGGGCGUGUCGGAGCGGGUGAUGGAGAGCACAGAGCGACCAUGGGACCUCCUGAAGGCGGUGGGGCGUGACAGCAUCCGUCAGAUGGAGAUGACUCGCUUCUACCUGCAGCUGGUGAAGGACCCCCACGGUCCCAGCAUCGCCCUCUUCGUCGGCAGCCUCCCGCCAAACCUCUCCCAGCGCCAAUAUGAGAACAUCCUGGCUGACAUCGUAGGCAAAGCCGGCUACAAGUACUCCAGCAUCGGCCCCAUCUACUACGAGUACGGCUCAAUGGUGAUUACUUACGAGGACUCGGAUCUGGCCGUCAGGGCAUUCUACACCCUUAGAGAGUCCUGCUACGACGACAAGAACCUGCUGGUGAUGUUGCUGCCCAACAUACAGCCUCAGAUGAUCCCUGAAGGAGUACAGCCUCUCCUCGUCUUCGUCAACGUCAAGUCUGGAGGCUGUCAGGGGCUCGAACUCAUCACCUCCUUCAGGAAGCUCCUCAACCCAUAUCAAGUCUUCGACCUCGACAAUGGCGGACCUCUGCCAGGACUGUACGUCUUCCGGCAAGUUAAGAACUACAAGAUCCUGGUGUGUGGAGGAGACGGCACCAUAGGCUGGGUGCUACAGUGCCUGGACAACGUGGGUCAGGACUCGGAGUGCCAGCACCCUGCCUGUGCCAUAGUGCCCCUGGGGACCGGAAACGACCUGGCCAGGGUCCUCCGGUGGGGUCCCGGCUACAAUGGCGGCGAAGACCCCAUCAAUCUCCUGAAGGACGUCAUCGACGCCGAGGACAUCCGCCUGGACCGUUGGACCGUGGUCUUCCACCAGGACGAGAAGGUCGAGGACAAGCAGACCCAGACCAACUCUACAGGAAUGUCACGUCGUGGAAUGUACAUUACCCAUGGCCAGGAUUCGAACCGGCGACGCUGUGUCUCGAAAGAACACGUCCACCACAGCAUCCACGCAGGCUCCACCAGCGAGGACAACACGCAGAUCUUCGUCAUGAACAACUACUUCGGCAUUGGCAUCGAGGCGGAGCUGUGCCUUGACUUCCACAACGCCAGAGAGGAGAACCCUAACAAGUUCAACAGCAGACUACACAACAAGGGCGUCUACGUAAAGAUGGGUCUGCGCAAGAUGGUGUCGAGGAAGCUGUGCAAGGACCUCCACAAGGAGAUACGGCUGGAGGUGGACGGGCGGACGGUGGAGCUGCCGCCGGUGGAAGGAGUCAUUAUCCUCAACAUCCUCUCCUGGGGGUCGGGUGCCAACCCCUGGGGCCCAGAGAAGGACGACCAGUUCAAUAAACCCAACCACUGGGACGGGCAUCUGGAGGUGGUGGGGGUGACAGGCAUCGUCCACCUGGGACAGAUCCAGUCCGGGCUCCGCUCGGCCAUCAGGAUAGCACAGGGAGGACACAUCCGCAUCAAGCUGAACUCUGAACUUCCGGUGCAAGUAGAUGGAGAACCAUGGAACCAGGCACCGGGGGAGGUGGUAGUGCUCAAGUCUGCCCUCAAGGCCAACAUGCUCAAGAAGACCUCCAAGUCUAAACUGAGGAGGCGCAAUACUGAGCCAUCCAUGGUGGUCAACGAGCAGGCUAAGCUGGAGCCCAUCAGACCAGACCCAUCCUCCUCCUCCCACCCUCUCUAGUGUCUCUCCCAUGCCCACCCUCCUCCCACACCUUCUCAUUCCUCUCCCAUUACCUUAUCCUACACCACCUUCCCUUCACCUUCUCCUGCACUUCCUCCCGGUCCCCUCUUCAACAGCAACAAUCGCAGCAUCAGGCGAGGCCGGGCUUGACUGGGUCUGGGGUGGCCAGUUAGCAGUCAGUCGGCUAUCACACCAACACUACAACUCCUGCCGCCACAACUUCAACCUCUGCCAUCGCCGCCACAUCCACCACCGUCGCCGCCACAUCCACCACCGUCGCCGCCACAUCCACCACCGUCGCCGCCACAUCCACCACCGUCGCCGCCACAUCCACCACCGUCGCCGCCACAUCCACCACCAACGCCGUCACAUCCACCACCGUCAUCGCUGCCACAUCCACCGCCAUCAACUAGGCCACAUCGAGAAGGAUUAACGUGAAAGGUGUGAGUGAUGAGUGAGACUCAUUUGAAGCAGUGUGGUGAGGUGAGGGCGUGGUGUGUGUGUUAGGGCGGCUUGUAGGCUGUGUGAAGGAGGCACGGAGCGAGUGUCGGCUCCCCCACCAUCACCUCACACACACUCUGCUCAUGGUUGUACACAAGGACGAGGAAGGGCCGCCAGUUACCCAUCUCAAACAGUGUAAUUAGUUAUCUCUCAAAGCAUUCCAUAGUGUAGUGGGAGCGAUUGGUGUCGAUCCUACCUUCCUCCAUAGUGUAGUGGGUCUCUGCCCUCCUGAGCUGUGUAGUAGGGCUGGGGGGGGGGUGCUCUGCCCUCCUCUGACAGUAUUGCGGAAUAUUUGGGUAAGGUUUAGUGUUUGAAGGCUAGCUAGCUGCCUUCAUUCAUAAUGAAGCAGGGGUGGGCAGAGCUUUGGUUAUACCAUGGUGCAGCCAGGUAGAGUCAGGCAGUGUCCUGUCUCCUACCAUGGUGCAGCCAGGUAGAGUCAGGCAGUGCCCUGUCUCCUACCAUGGUACAGCCAGGUAGAGUCAGGCAGUGUCCUGUCUCCUACCAUGGUGCAGCCAGGUAGAGUCAGGCAGUGACCUGUCUCCUACCAUGGUACAGCCAGGUAGAGUCAGGCAGUGCCCUGUCUCCUACCAUGGUGCAGCCAGGUAGAGUCAGGCAGUGACCUGUCUCCUACCAUGGUGCAGCCAGGUAGAGUCAGGCAGUGCCCUGUCUCCUACCAUGGUGCAGCCAGGUAGAGUCAGGCAGUGCCCUGUCUCCUACCAUGGUGCAGCCAGGUAGAGUCAGGCAGUGACCUGUCUCCUACCAUGGUGCAGCCAGGUAGAGUCAGGCAGUGCCCUGUCUCCUACCAUGGUACAGCCAGGUAGAGUCAGGCAGUGACCUGUCUCCUACCAUGGUGCAGCCAGGUAGAGUCAGGCAGUGCCCUGUCUCCUACCAUGGUGCAGCCAGGUAGAGUCAGGCAGUGACCUGUCUCCUACCAUAUCACCCAAUGUUUCGGCCUGCAGAUAGGACCAAUGUAUGACUUAGUUUUGGCAAGAGACGGAUAUGAACACCAGAGCACGACCCACGCACCUUGUGUCAUGUUGGUGCGGCGUGUAUUAUGGCGUGAGACCAGUGCCGCCAUCCCUCGCUAUGGUUACUGCUGCUCUUGUUUCCACCACUCCCCCCACCCCCCUUGCUACUGCGUUAGUGCUACUCCCCCACCACUUGUGAUGCUCCCCAGGUGUGGAACGCCCCCACGUGUCACUCCACAAGGCUAAUAAACUCUUCAGGUGUGACUAACACCCCAGGUAUGGCCUCCAGGUGCGAAUCAUCUUUCCAGGCGUGACUGACGUCCAAAGAGUAAUUGUCGAACUCUGUGUAUUGUGUACACGGGGCACCUCUACAGCACUCACAUCCACAACGACCAAGGUCCUUCCACACCACCACCGGUUCUAGCAGGGUCCUCCACACCACCACCAGUGCUAGCAGGGACCUCCACACCACCACCGGUGCUAGCAGGGACCUCCACACCACCACCGGUGCUAGCAGGGACCUCCACACCACCACCGGUGCUAGCAGGGACCUCCACACCACCACCGGUUCUAGCAGGGUCCUCCACACCACCACCAGUGCUAGCAGGGACCUCCACACCACCACCGGUGCUAGCAGGGACCUCCACACCACUACCGGUGCUAGCAGGGACCUCCACACCACCACCAGUGCUAGCAGGGACCUCCACACCACCACCAGUGCUAGCAGGGACCUCCACACCACCACCAGUGCUAGCAGGGACCUCCACACCACCACCGGUG
Molecule: messenger RNA, 5580 nt
Organism: Procambarus clarkii (red swamp crayfish)
Lineage: Eukaryota; Metazoa; Arthropoda; Malacostraca; Decapoda; Cambaridae
Source: RefSeq, a predicted model, not a curated record